CGGCCCUCCUCAUGGAAGCUCUAUCUCGAACAUGGCUGGAUCAAUAUGUCAAUAUGCGGCCAGGGCUUGUAGCCAUUUGCAGAACUUCAUUUUUCAUCUAUCCGUGUUCUCUUUCUUACACCCAUCGCGUGCCAGCAUAUCCGACAAGCGGGUGAGGCGGACUGCAUGGGAUAAGCAGGGGCGAAUUGGGCAAACUUCAUCUGUUUAUUCCUUCAUUCACCUGCCCUCCCGUCGCAUUUACACCAGGAGCAGCCAAGAUCCCGUCCGUGUGGGACAUCACACCUAUGGCAUCUGGCGUCUUCUGUGAGAUCCGAGACGUGGGUGAAGUUCCAUCGAGGAAGGACGCGAGGAAGGACGCGAACACCCCAAGCGUUGUUGGGAGAGCCUGAUAUCGGCCGACUAGAGCAAUCAAUAUUAGUAGUGAGGCGAGUGAUGAUGCUAUCUCAUCUUUCUUACCCUACCUACCUUCCACGGCAGCGCGGCGGGAUUAAGUGGGAUUUUACUGCACGUCACUUACCUACCCUUUCCAAUGCACCUCCGGACGGCUGACAGUGGUAGUACCACGUCUCUUGUGACCCCUAUCAACUCAUUAUUGUCCAACUUGGGCCGAGUCGAAGAGCGUCAAAUAGCGGCCUUUUGUCGUUGGUAAGGAAAAAGUAUGCUCUUGAUGACGCCGCAGGGCUGUUGGCAUGGUCUUCGAGAUCAGACGAGGGGCGGGCCGUGAUGGGUGGAGGUUCACAAAAAUGCGAGAUGGUCUGACUUGAUGAGGUAGAUGGCGUUUGGCCGUUGAAGUUCCUUUGGCUGCAGAACAAAUCAGCCCCAGACGACGCCAUGUAUCUGGAAUGGCGAUUUGUUUGGCGGACACACCUUUGCAGGACAGGGAAGGGGUUGACUUUGCGAACGCCGAGCUGCAGUCUAACGGCCGAGACUUCUUGUGAGGUUCUCAGGGAGCACAGAUUUCGGUGCCCGCCAGUGGACCCCUUCAUCCCACCGCUUGAAGUCGAAGCUACUGUACCUCAGCUGUCAAUUUGACGACGAGCAGCUUCAUGAUAGGCCUGCCUGCUCCUGUCAUCAUCUAACCUUACCCUGGAAGAACGCCGCUUCUUCCUCCUCCAUUCGCGGUUCGAACUUGCCUUUCCGGCCCCGAGAAAGGCACCUGGCAUACAGCACGACUUCUACUUCCCUCGUUGCAUGCACGAGUGCCCAAUCACGUACCGAGCGCAACCUGACAGUGUCUCACUCGAUUCCCUGCAUUGCAGGGGGAUCAUACUCCCAUCUCAGCGUGUCCAGAGGCCAACAGCUACCACAACUUCACCAGCUCCUGUGUGGCAAGACAUAAUAAUAAUACACAAAAAAUCAAUCGCCAAUCCUGGUCAACCUAUUUAUCGUCUUACCCCUCUUGUGAGGGGUUGGUUACGUCGGGUCUUUCAUCCCCUUCGAGGCAAACUUGAGCCGAUUCAAAAAAAAAAAGGGUCAGGGUUGGCUAGAGGGUUGAUCUCGGCACUUGCUCUCCACCUCAGCCAAUCUAACCCCAGAGGACCUAAUCACAGUAAUUCAGUAGCUUGUCGCUGCUCUUUCUCGCACUCGCACUCUCUUUUCGGUGGGCUGGGCAAUUGAGCAUUAGUCUCGGCAAACUACCAGUUUCAACUCGGCAUCGCAUACCGUAUUGGCUCUUCCGGCAUCCUGUAAACACCCUGGUUUUCCUUCUGCUUUCGCCAUCAGUGGCAGGUUCACUAUGUGGGACGUCGACUGGUCCGACGUUUCUAUCGAAAAGGUUGGGGAGAGACGAGCGCGCAAGGGAAUCGAAAGAAACUCAAAGAAGGAGGAUGUUCAGAGCGUACAUGGGUCAACAGGCAGCCGCCCCUCCUCGACUGAAGAGCGACCAGCCAUGAGCCUCUUUGAAUCCAUGGGCUUGAAGCGCAACAGCAUGUCAAUGAAGAACAGGAGGAAGGACACAUUGCAGCCAGAAACGACAAAGGACGAUGGCAAAUCAAGACGGACAUCUCUGCUGGCUGCUGCGGUUUCGGCCCUGGGCAAUACAAACCGGUCAUCGACUGUGUCUGACAAGUCUCUCAGACUACAGACCACGCUCACAGAAAAGAAUAUUGUAGAAGACACCACCACGGUAACAAGUGGGAGCUGGGGGGCGCCAACGGAUAGAUCAUCCAAAGAGUCAAUGCUCUCCAAGUCCACUGCCCUAACAACGCCGUCUCUGGACUUUCAGGGGGAAGGAACGAUGGGAGAUGUGCUUGCAUCAGAGGCACAAAAGCCCGUGCGCCCAAUGAGCGACUCGAUGAAGAAAAGCACAACCACCGACCACAACAGAGCUGUUGGUCCCGUGAGAGUCGCGAGCCUAGGAAACCAACCGACUAUUCUCAUAAACAACAUAAUACCGCAAACUCCGGCAACGCAGAAUUCACGCUCAAUAUCCUCUCUAUCAACAGAACUUGAGAAGUCAGUAUCAGACUUCAUUGACAAUUGGUAUGAAGUUAUUCACGCGUCAGACAGACCGAUUCCCGUCAGCAUGCCGGAGCCCAAACAGCCCAACGAGCAGCACCCUCAGUCACAAGGUGCUGUCAAGCUACCUCUGAUGGCCCCUUUGCCUCGAGGGCCCUUGCCAGAGGUCCCAAACCGACCUCCGACUCAACCUACGCCUCGUCCAUCCAGAGCAAGAAUGCUCAGCACUCUCCCACCCUCAUAUCAGCCCAAGGGUUACUACAAUCCAGAUCGGUGGAAGCCCCCUGAUCAGUGGAAACCCAAGCCGGGCAGUGUCGAAGAAGCUCCUAUUCCUGCCACGGAGGCGUCUCCAGUUGCCCAAGAAGCUCCUUUGGUUGUGCCAAAAAGGCGAGUCCGGCUACCAAAAAACACCGAGGCUGCUUACGCGGCGACUUUGAGAGUUCAGGCUCUGCAGAUGGAGUUGAAGAGAAUGGCCCAGGCAACUCCUGAGGUAGCCCUCGCACGUCUCAAGGAGAACUGGGGUACUGUUACAGAUCCCAUAGUCUACCAGCAGCUUGAGCAGGAAAAGAAGCGAUGGAUGCUGGCCUCCCUGUACGGGAUGGAACAGCAGAUCAGGGGCGGUGACAAUACAGCUGUCACUGUGGCCGGAGCGCAGCCAUUUGUCCAAGGUCCAGAUGUCUUGUCACUGUUCGAUUCUGACUCUACGACAUCCUAUCUUGCAGUCCUCCACCCGGAGACGAGUAUCAAGCACAUGAACUCAACUCCCAUUCCUCAUCUUCAGUACCCGAAUGUCCAAUCCUUUCCCUGGCCUGUCUCACCUUCACUUGCCCUGGAAGCGAACAAAUUCACCUCGGUGCAUUGUUUGUCCAUGCCCUCUUUGCUGGCAAGCCAAGAGAUUCCCCAGCUUCUCCAGAAGAUCUACCACUGUCUCGCCCCUCAAGGAGUGUUGCAUCUUGUGGUGAUAGAUCCAUCACCAGUAGCCCACUCUCUGGGACCACACAUGAGAGAAUGGCUGGAAGAACACCUGACCACCAGCCUGGAGGCCGAAUUUCGAUGCAUCACCCCCAGCAGAGUGUUUCCGAGAUGGCUGGAGGCAGCCAAGCUCGACGGCCUGAACAGUUUCACCACCAAGAACAAGUUCCAAGCCAUCCCGCCUUCCCAGUCGCGCCACGACAAUGGCAAGGGCAAGGCCAGAGCAAUGGAUCCUCACGACCAGGAGGCCAUGAUUAUGGGAGACCUCCGGAGCGUGGUUGGCAGGAUGCUGUGGCAGGACAUGUGGUCCAAGAAUGUGCGCGCAAAGGCCUGGUGGUGGGAGAUUACGGAAUGCGUCGAGGAGUGCAUUCAGCUUGGUACCUACUGGGAGUACUCCAUCAUCCAGGCAACCAAGAAUGGUGAAGACUGUAACGGCAACUCUCACCACAGUUCGUACUAACCUGCUGGACCCAACGAUACUGGGCGCUCUUUCUGACGAUCACUUGCCAAUGGACCAGUUGCAUCGAAACUCGACAACAUUCUUGAUAUUUGUUCCUUUUCGGCCUCCACAGCAUCAAUUAUUGCCCCUGGAAUUACGGGACAGAGCGACCGGUCUCCUUGUGCAUCGAAACGGCUUUGCCAUCGAGUUAUUGCAACAACAGUUGGCUUUUUGACCGAUCAAGGGCUCCCUCCAUUCAGGCAUGAAUUUUUCUUUCUCUGGUACCGCGCCUGUUCUGACUUUGGACAAGUUGUGCAACAUUCUCAUGAACGGGGCCAACAAUAAUCUCAAAAACCGGAAGCUGGGCAAACGAAAUGGGGGGCUAGCCUUUUUAUUCAGCCUGUAUAUUUGUCAUAGAGAUUUCCAAAUCGGGCUUUUCUUUCACCGGGUAAGAGGGGAAGUUUCUCUUCAAGUCAGGGGUAAGGUUGGAAACCAGGCUGGUUUGGUCAGUGGCGUGUGUUUUUCUUUUCUGUCCCCCCCUCACAAAGCUCGAGGAUCUUACUUAGCUUUGGGGGUCUUUUUUCUUCAUGUAUUGUAUGUAGCUUCCGACAAGGAAACGAACUUUUGUAUGAUCUGGGUUUGAGUCUCUUUGGCUGAUGUUUUGUCAUGGGGAUGGGGAAGGUUAUCUUUUUGUUUUGAUGUGUUGUAUGAAUAGUACGUGAUUAUAGGGG
This is a messenger RNA of Podospora pseudopauciseta, 4599 nucleotides long. RefSeq lists its product as uncharacterized. The transcript is spliced from 3 exons. The record is from RefSeq and is a predicted model, not a curated record. Lineage: Eukaryota; Fungi; Ascomycota; Sordariomycetes; Sordariales; Podosporaceae. The coding region runs from base 1736 to 3889 and encodes 717 amino acids.